GGUUGGACGUCGCUGUCAAUCAAACGUCUUUGUGCGUCAUUUCCGUUGUCAGGUGGCGCUGUCGCUGUGGAAAGAUGCGAGAAGCGGAGGCUUUUCCUUAAUUGCUCAUUUCAGUAAUAGAGGUUAAACAACGCGAAACUAAAACCUCCGAAGCUUCCCCCGUCUGAGAGAGGAGCUCCGUACACCCACCACAGCGUUCGCCUGAGAAAUGUCGAUAUUCUAGGAAGACAACGCAGAUCUUAGCCGGUGGUUUUGGCUUUGAGAGCUCCAGAAUGUCCAAAAGGCGCUCGUCAGAGAGGGGAGCUGGAGAGACAUCAGGCAGGGCCAGCAAGCUGCAGUGUCCUGGGAUAUCUGGCAGUAAUGCCAAGCGAGCUGGCCCCUUCAUCCUUGGACCUCGCCUGGGCAACUCACCAGUACCGAGCAUAGUCCAGUGUUUGGCCAGAAAAGAUGGCACAGAUGACUUUUAUCAGCUCAAAAUCCUGACGCUGGAGGAACGAGUGGACUCUGCCGGGGAGACCCAGGAGGAGAGGCAGGGGAAGAUGCUGUUGCAUACUGAAUACUCUCUCCUUUCUCUGCUUCACAACCAGGAUGGUGUGGUCCACCACCAUGGCCUCUUCCAGGAUCGCGCUUAUGAAAUAGUGGAGGACAUGGAGGCCAACAAAGUCCGUAAGAUGAAGAAGCGGAUCUGCCUCGUGCUGGACUGCCUGUGCGCUCACGAUUUCAGUGACAAGACAGCAGAUCUAAUAAACCUCCAGCAUUACGUCAUAAAGGAGAAGCGGCUGAGCGAGCGUGAAGCUAUUGUCAUUUUCUAUGACGUUGUGCGUGUGGUGGAGGCCCUUCAUAAGAAAAACAUUGUGCACAGAGACCUCAAGCUUGGAAACAUGGUGCUGAACAAAAGGACACACCGCAUCACCAUCACUAACUUCUGCCUGGGAAAGCACUUGGUGAGUGAGGAUGACCUGCUGAAAGACCAGAGAGGCAGCCCAGCCUACAUUAGUCCUGAUGUAUUAAGUGGUCGCCCAUACCGCGGAAAACCCAGCGACAUGUGGGCCCUCGGUGUCGUUUUGUUCACCAUGCUUUAUGGCCAGUUCCCUUUUUAUGACAGCAUACCUCAAGAACUGUUCCGCAAAAUCAAGGCUGCAGAGUACUCUAUUCCAGAAGACGGCCGUGUGUCUGAGAACACGGUGUGCCUCAUUCGAAAGCUGCUCGUGCUGGACCCUCAGCAGAGGCUGGCUGCAGGAGAAGUGCUGGAGUCACUGAGUGCCAUUAUUGCUUCAUGGCAGUCGGUUUCAUCGAUGAGUGGCCCCCUACAGGUAGUUCCAGAUAUUGACGAUCAGGUCAAUAACCAAGAACAUCUGCAGGAGGCCAAGGCGAUCGAAGAAUCUUCACAGUACGAAUUUGAGAACUACAUGCGCCAGCAGCUGCUGUUGGCUGAAGAGAAGAACACUAUUCAUGAAGCCAAGAGCUUUCUUACCAAGCGGCAGUUUGGCAACAUCCCACCAGUCAGGCGUUUGGGCCACGACGCCCAACCUGUCAGUCCAUUUGAUGCUACUGCCCUUGCACAACGUUUCCUCCGGAAAUAACCCUCGACCACCCACACCAGCCUGUCAAGCCUCCCUCAAAACUAAACAUAGCCAAGCAGACCAGAGAGGACUGAACUGGCACACAGGAGGACCUGUCUGAGCUGGCAAGUAGACAGAUGCAUAUAUGGGUUUUAGUAAGCUAACUGGAGCAGACACAAAGCUGCGUACCAGAACAGAUUCCCACCUCAGAGCUUCACUUUCCCAGUCUGGAUCCUCUCUGAAACACGGAAAAGCCUGGACGAAACUCCCAACUCAAAGUUUCUUCGCCCAUCUCUGGCCCAUAGUCACUGUGCAACGAACUCAUCGGCAUGGUCUAUCGUGGUGCUGAUGAGGUUCUGCCUACAGUGUUGAAGAAACUAUUAACCCCACGCUCCUCUUCCUCGCGCCUCUGAAACUUCCCCAUCCAUUCUGGCUUCCCUGAGCAAUACAGGUCCAGAAUCAUGUAGCAACCCCUCCUCUAUUCACAGUGGUUUGGUAUUGCCUCAAGUCGAAUCACUUGAUCACAGAUGUCAUUCAUGUAUACCUCCAUUCCUCCUUCCUUAUCUAGCUCUCAAUCUUUUCUUUGUUUUUUGCUGUGUUGUUCUAUCCAUAACUCUGAUUUCAGAUCAAUCUACCUCUUCAUCUCUGUCCGUCUGUUUCUAAACCAUGCUCACAGUUCUGAGACGAGGGAUUGUAACAACCGAGUCUCAACCCACCAGUGGCAUAAAGCAUUAAUGUUUUCAGUUGUUGCAAAACUGCUUUGAAACCGUUUCAGCGGUUUCUGAAAAUCGGAAUAAGCUUUGUAUUAUUUACCUGAAUAAGUAGCAUUUUAUCUCAGUAGACGCAUUGAAGAAAGAUUUGAAUAUCAAAGCUUGUGUUGAAAUUUGAGCUCUGCAUUGUCUCCUGCUUCUUGCUCAUUCCUGUAUAAAUCGUUUUAGCACCUCGGCAGCUAACGUGAGGUACCUGGGAGUCCAAAUGCCAAGAACUAAAUGAGGCCAAGUUAAUAAUGAUGAUGGUAACUCUUCCUCAGUGCCGCUACAAUGACGAUGAGGCACUGUUACGUUCCCAUUGCCAAAAAUCCUGUCUUAAAUUUCUUCUCAGCCAAGGAAACUGGUACUUUCAGACUCAUUUAGAAUUGUAUGACUUCCAGGUAGCUUCCCUGUGUCCUCUUAUCCAAACCAAUCAUGGGACUAGUGGGUUUUUCUCUCAGUGUGAAUGUGAACCAUCAUUUCUUCACUUUGAUGAAUCGGAAGUAUCCUGAAGUGUGCAUGCUGUGUGUGUGUGGGUUGGGGCCAGACAAACAAGUCUGUAUGAAGCUGAAAUUCUCUGACCCUUUAAGCUAUCCUUCAGUUAUCCUUGUGUCCUGUUAUCUGGCCUGCCUCUGUGGCAGACACUGUGAAACACAGAGCAGGCUCUGCUGUGGUGGGGCUUGACUGAAUGUUUUUUGGGAAUGACGUGAACGCUUUAAGAUUGAAAAAGAUCGUUUACAUUGCCUUUCAGACGUCUUAAUGCCCCUCACAAUUUGUCAAUUUCACAAUUAAUGAAUUUAGCUCAGUAUUUUUUGAUGAACAAAAAACGCUGCAUAAUUGUGAAGUUAAAGGAAAAGUAUUCAUGGUUUUGUUUUGUUUUUUGAUAAAAAUCUGAAAAAAGUGUGGCAUGCAUUUGUAUUCAGCUUCCUGAUUUAAUAUGUUAUAGAUCCACAUUUUAGUGCUAUUGCAGAAGCAAGUAUCUUGUCUGUCUCUACCACCUUUCCGCAUCUGGAGACUAAAAUCGUUGCUAAUUCUUUGAAAAUGUCUCAACCUCAGUUAACAUUCAUUUUAAGUCUUGCCGAGGGCUCUCAAUUAUAUUGAGGUCUGGACUUUGGGCCAUUCUAAGGCAUCAAUAGGUUUUUAUCUAGACAAUUUCAUUGUAGCUCUUUAUGUACAUUAAGAGUUGUGCUCCUGCUUUAAGGUCAACUUCUGAUACACUUUGAAGUCUUUUACAGAAACUAAGAGGUCACCUCUGAUCAGCUUGCCUGUCCUGCUGAAGACAAACAUUCACACAGUAUGGUGCUGCCGUCACAUUUCACUGUGGCGGAUAACAUGUACAGAGUAUUAGUUCUCUGCUAAACACAGCGUUUUACAUGUAGGCCAAAAAAGCUCAAUUUUAUUCCCCUCUGACCAGAGCACCUCUUUUUUUCCAUGUUUGCCGUGUCCCCUACACUGCAAAGGGAAUUCUUUUGGCUUUCUUUCUACAUUCUUGCCACCCAAUCUUCAAUAGUUUGUUUAAAGCCUUACUCUGCUUUAAACAACUGCACUUUAUGCCUGUCUGCUGUGUUCAUUGGUCUUCAUGAUGAUGUUUGUUCCCAGAUGUUCUCUAACAAACCUCUGAACCUUUCAAAGAAUGCAGUACACCUUAUGGGUACUGGUUGGGUGACUUUUAAAGGCAAUUUAUCUCAAUUGUAUUUAAUAGCAUCAGAGUACAAGGUGCUAAAAAUACAUGCCACACUUUUCAGAUUUUCUUUGUUUUUUAAACCAUGCUUCAUUUUCCUUUCUUUUCAGUUAUGUACUACCUUCUGUUGGUCUGUCACAUAUAAUCCCAGUAAUAAAUUGUACUGAUCCCUGAGAUAAUCUCAAUAAAAUACUUGACAACAUGUGAAAAAGUUCAGGGCUUGUAAUACCUCUGCAAGGCUCUGUAUCUGUUCUUCUCCCAAACUCACCUUGUACAUGCUCGUCUUAUCUCACUCUGUGGGCUCGUCUGAGCCCAGCCAGUGGUGGAUAAAUAUUACUGUAAUAUUCUGUACUUAUAUGAAAAUACAAACUCACAGGUUUUAUAAGUGCAGUUUCUGGGUUCGCUUGAUGCAUUUUUCUGUUUUUUUACAGAACUAUUUUUAAAACCACGGCAAUGCUACUAACUAGUGACUGUUAGGCAUUCGUACUUUGCAUCUUGCCUUUGCAUAUUGGUACCUGCUUUAUGGCUUUCUAUACUUUCUCCUAUUUAUAUUCAAACUGCAUGAUUAUAGCUUCUGGAUUUUCUUUCUCCAAACGUCUCUAACUGCUCUAUUUUUUUCCUUGUAGUUUCAUGUUGAUUUAUUUAUUCACUUGUGUAGCCCUUUCUCUUCCCCCAAACCACUGGUGCUUGUAUCAAUGACAUUGAUUGUAGACAGUCUAAACCUUUCCUUGAAACAAGGCCCAAAGCUGUUUGCUCUCUCAGCUUUAAACAGUGGUUCCACUUCAGCAAUCCAAAUCUUUUUCCUCCUCAGACACAUUUGUGAAAGAGUAGCAUUUCCUUUCCUCUAUGGAUUACUCAAUUGUUUUCUUCUGGUCACCUUAAGCUACACUAAUAUUAAGACUGACUUUUACAUAGUUCUAUUUUUUAAAGAAAUUAUGAAAAUAAAUGGAUUUUCACAUCUUAAUCUACAGGAAGGGUUUUUGUGGUGUACAAUUUUUCUUGCCAUUAACCCCUAAAUCUGCCCCCAUAAGGCUGCACUCUCUGGUCAGUAUGUAAAUAAUGCACCACGAUGACUGUGAUGGUCAAACUUCAUGUACAAACGCCCCACCCAGUGACUUACCAGUUCUGUUUCAGCAUAUGGUGAUCGACACAUUCUUGGGGCCACGUUGGCCGUCCAACAUCACAUCCAGAGGCUAAAAUGAAAUGUAUAGAGAGCCACUGGCUUUCUCCCAUCUCAAUGUGAAUUCUGUGGGUAUAUAGCAGUAUUGUAGUAGUCUAGGUUCAUCAGAAAAGGGUGUUCUUCAAAACUGUUAGCCCCUAAAUGCUAAUAUUUAGGGGGAUUAUGUGGGAAUUGUCUGAUGCAAUCCACCAUGAGAGAGAAAUACGGAUUAUUAACUGUUUAUUAGUUUCCCUGAUGAGCCUUAGAUUGUACUCUGCUUAAUGUUUAAUCUGGAUGUACUUUGGAUAAAAAGGUACAAUUCAGAACGUGCAAGGUGUGUCUGAAAAAAACAUUUAGUCAGAUUAUCUUCCCACAGCCAGGUGAGUAGUACACAUUUAUUGGUUUAAAUUGUCAGUACAGAUUUGAGAUAUUACUGACCGAUCAACCUGUAAAUUCAGCGCGGGAUGUGAAACAUGGAGUCACGAUGUGUUGUGAGCUGCUUGGUUGGAUAUGGGCAUCUAAAUAUAGAAAACUGAUUAAUUGUACAGAUAAACACAUUUGUAUAAAAAAACAUAUUUUUCUACUUCAUCAGAUCUCUACAUGCAUGUCAGCAAUAAACUUUGAUAUGGAAACGUU
Girardinichthys multiradiatus is the source of this 5787-nucleotide messenger RNA. RefSeq names its product serine/threonine kinase 40 (gene stk40). Gene Ontology annotation, biological process: protein phosphorylation. The record is from RefSeq and is a predicted model, not a curated record. The coding region runs from base 273 to 1583 and encodes 436 amino acids. Lineage: Eukaryota; Metazoa; Chordata; Actinopteri; Cyprinodontiformes; Goodeidae. The transcript has 11 exons. Gene Ontology annotation, molecular function: protein kinase activity; ATP binding.